GUUCAACACUCUAAUCUCUCGAUGCUGUUCAAUCGUCGGGAGCAGAUUCAAUCACGACUCCGCUCAAAUGAAACCGCUCAAGCGAAAACUGCCCCCUCAUGAUGAGAAUCCAACUCGAUUGCUACAGCCUCUCACACCGCGACAUAAGCGACCGUCGCCGCUUCUAGCGGUGCGCCGCUCUGCGGAGGUCGUAACAACAUCAUCACCCGCGACGCCAUCCGAAGUGCCCAGCUCACCAGAGAGAGAUCCCUACGAGCUGGGCGAGGUUCUCUUCGGUAUACUCAAGGACAUUCAGGUGCUUCUAAAAUGGGAGCCCAAGUCUACCGACGAACCUACCAAAAUUCCGGCCAAGAUCGUCCACACUGGAGAGAAUGUUCGCGAAUUCACUCUUGAUUUCAGUGCCGAACAUUGUCUUGUCCGACUUAACACCGGUGGUGCUGUGGGAGUGUUAGAAGCUAGGGCAUUGAAUGCCCUUGGCGCUCUGGUCGAGGAUACCUCCCCAGUCAGAUUUGAGGCCUCCAUGCCAGAGUCAGAAUGGCAAGAUAUCGCAUCUUCCAUGGCCAACCACAUUCGCAAGGCGAAGCCGAUUACUAUUCAAAUCGACGUCAUCGGUCCGCGAUACAAAGCUGAGGUGGUUUCGCGGACCCUUGGGGUCGCGAAGCUGUUUUUGCAAAGUCCUGCUGGAUGGGGUGUCCUGCCUUAUGAAAAUCCACAGUGCUUGAAUUUACCACUUCCAGUCUCUCGGAAGAAUUUCCAUGACGGGAAUGGGAUUCUUCAUCUGCAUCAGGAUAAUAAACAGGGCGGUUGCGAUUCCGAUGGGCAAGAUGAUACUAAUGAAGAGACCAUCUCGUUAGACCCAGUGAAGAUCUUGAACGGGAUCAAUCAAUACGAGUUCUCAGGACUCGUGGAUAUUGACUCCCGAAUAACAACAGAAUUACAUCUAUAUCAGAAGAAAGGUGUUGAGUUUAUCUCCAGACGUGAGUCUGGUCAAUCGCUACCGAAUCAGACAUUAUGGGAGCCACUUAACCCCGAACAGAACACGAUUGGUUACCGGCACGCCAUCACCGGUGCAAAAAGUCGAACAGAAGAGGACAGCCCUGGAGGCAUUCUUGCCGAUGAUAUGGGCUUGGGGAAGACUUUGAUGAUGAUAGCAGCGAUUCUCGGUUCAAAGGAUCGUGCUCAAGAAUACAUGAGCCAAAAUGACGCUGGACCUGUUCAUGAUUUGAAGCACCAACAUCGUCCAAUCAUUCCCACGAAGUCAACAUUGAUUGUGGUUCUGUCAGAGCUUCUUCUUGCCAAUUGGGUAAAACAGAUAGAAAGUCACACAUCCUGGGGUACGAUCAAAUACUACAAGUAUCAUGGAAGAGAACGGACUGACGACCCUUCUCUAUUUGGAAAGUAUGAUAUUGUUCUAACAACGUAUGGGACUGUUGCUGCAGAUUUCAGGAAGCGAAGGGGGACACUGAACAGCGCUCGAUGGUAUCGGACCGUCCUGGAUGAAGCUCACACGAUACGUAAUUGGUCGACCAAGCAAUUCUCCGCAGUUAAUGAUAUCCCAGCUCAUAUCAGAUGGUGCAUGACCGGAACACCGAUUCAAAACGGACUCGAGGACUUGGGGUCACUAGUACGGUUUCUGAGAGUGCCCGUCCUAGAAGACAUUGGCACCUUUAGAAGACACAUCUGUGCCGGGCCUGGGUCAACGAGAACACUGAAGCAGAAUCUCCCGAAUCUUCAUCUCCUGCUGCGCUCCAUUUGUCUCCAGAGAACACAGGACCUCCUGGGAUUACGUUCAACCACGAAAAUCUUCAGACUCGACUUCUUGGAAAACGAAAGAAGCGAAUACCUAGCUAUGGAGGCGGUGUGUAGAACAGCGAUUGACAUGGCAGUCAACUCCAAGGCAUCGCAUCAAAACGUACUGGAGAAGCUUCUCCGUCUUCGCGAGUUCUGCAACGGCAUUACGGCCAUCACCUCGGAUGGCCCAGAUGCAUUGUUUAGCAUCAUGGAACAGUCGGGUGAAAUCCGAUGUGCAUACUGCACUGCUGAAAUAACGAGUCCAGACGCAGUUGAUGGGAGACUUGUUCAACUAACCGAGUGUGGUCGAUUUAUUUGCACUGACAUAUCUUGCACUCUGGCAUACCAAACUGAAACCGAGAGCGUUUGCCUGGUCUGCAAGGUACCGCACAGGAAGUUCAAUCUGUUGACCUCAAGUGAGGACCCAAUUCCCGUUCGAGAAUCACCUCGAUCAUACCCAUCUAAGCUCCUGCACCUCUUAGAUGAUGUCAAGUUGCACAUGGGUCAAGAGAAAUGCAUUGUCUUUUCAGUAUGGAAGCGAACUCUCAACUUGGUCGAGGCUCUGUUCACCGAGAAUGGAAUCAAAUAUUGUCGAGUGGAUGGCUCAAUAUCUACGACAACCAGGCGCAAGAAAAUUCUUCUCGACUUUCAGGAGCAAGAUGACAUACGAGUUUUGUUAAUGACUCUUGGAACCGGAGCGGUGGGGCUUAAUGACCUCUCCGUUGCUAGCCGCGUGCACCUUAUUGAGCCACAAUGGAACCCGUCUGUAGAGCGCCAGGCAAUUGGCCGAGUGAUACGACUAGGCCAAGAACGAGAAGUAAACAUCCUUCGUUAUAUUAUGAAAGGUUCAAUUGAAGAGUUGGUAGAAAAGAGGCAAAUACAAAAGCUUCAAUUAGCAUCCGGGGGUUUCAACCUCUCCCAGUUGGCCAAGGACAUGGAUGCUCUAUAAAGGAUUUGAUGGGACACCUAUGAUAACAAUUAAGAUAUGUUGAAUGGAGUCACGGAAUGCAUGACGGGACGUGUCUUAAAGUGGGCGUGGAACAGGUCCGACAACCCGGCCAGUUUAUAUUGAGUCAGCUUUAAAAAUAAU
Messenger RNA from Ilyonectria robusta, 2881 nucleotides. RefSeq names its product SNF2 family N-terminal domain-containing protein. Gene Ontology annotation, molecular function: ATP-dependent chromatin remodeler activity; ATP binding. The record is from RefSeq and is a predicted model, not a curated record. Bases 68 to 2740 code for a protein of 890 amino acids. NCBI's taxonomy places the organism in Eukaryota, Fungi, Ascomycota, Sordariomycetes, Hypocreales, Nectriaceae. The transcript has 10 exons.